Molecule: messenger RNA, 4331 nt
Organism: Hemibagrus wyckioides
Lineage: Eukaryota; Metazoa; Chordata; Actinopteri; Siluriformes; Bagridae
Product: Nicalin-1-like
Exons: 15
Coding region: 2441-4162 (573 amino acids)
Biological process (GO): regulation of signal transduction
Cellular component (GO): endoplasmic reticulum membrane
Source: RefSeq, a predicted model, not a curated record
AUCGGCAUACGAACAUUUUCGGCAUAUGAACGAACUGAACUGAACGGCGGCUAAGUUGCCCGUAUGUCUGGGAGCCUCUCGAAACUUGUUUGCAUCAGUGGAAAGCCAAGCGAAGCCAACUGAAGCGAAUUUUACAAAAAAAUUUUCAGUCGGCGAAAGCUGUUUCGAAAGAGUCAACCCACGAUACCAACAUUGCUUUCGCCAUGCAUCCAAAAGCUACGUGAAUUUUAACACGUUUUUUUUGUUGACAGAUUGGUGGCGUGGGUGGACGGAUCUAUUUUUAGCCCAAGCUUGCAGGCAUGACUUCCUGUGAGGACCCUUGACCUUUGGGAAUUGGGUGGCUGGAACGGAUUAUCUGCACUUAUGUUAUUUCUUAUGGGAAAAUUCGUAUCUCAAUACAAAUUUUAGCCUUCAGAUCUCGCCUCCAGAACGAAUUAAAUUCGUAUGCCGAGGUUCCACUGUACUGCUUUAGGGUAACAUACCAUAUAAAGGGAAAUAUGUGUAGACUUUUAUACGUACUGUGUAACUUGGUAUGCUAAUUAAACAACCGAAACGGUUCUUCAGCGAAGAUCGAAACGAUGAGACUCUACUAGGACAACUGAGUAGUGAGUAGCAACUAGAUAGAAGGAAAACUCAACGAAGUGCCCGUUUAAAGAAGCGUUUACACUCUAAUCUGCUUUCAGUACCUGCUUAGGUACUAUGAUAUCUAUCAAGUCCUAUAUUUCAAAACUAUAGAAACAUAUACAACUCCAUAGUUCUGAAUUUGCGUACAGUAUUUAUUAUUAGCAGUAGAUAUGACACUGUAAUUCGCUUGUCCCUCUCUUUUUUGUCUUCUCCUUGCACCUGAAUUUAUGUUACCUGUAUUUCGGAAUUGCUUUGUGAAUGUAAAUCCAGCGCUCCUCUUUUUUUUUCUUUUUUCUCCAUGAUCAUCCACGUUCCUCUCCUCUCCUGGUGUGCUGAAUUAGAGUAUGCCUUAAGUCAGUGUCAGUAGAACAUUAUUUAUUGUGUGUGGUUUGUUUUAAUUUAUUGAAACAAAUGAGAAAGGAUGAAUUUUUAACAUAGGCAUAUUGGUUUUUUUUGUUUUUUUUUCGUUUUAAAUCCUGAUCAGUAUCAUCUCUAUAAAAAUGUGAACAGUUUAAAUACCAGUAUUUAACAAUGUUGUAGUGUAGCAUAUCAAUAAAUACAUCUGGCACAUAAGAGAGUGUGUGUGUGUGUGUUGGUGUGUAAUGCAGUGACACUAUAUGUAUUUUGUAUAUGGUUUAGUGCUACAAAUAUCUGGAGCUGGAUCUGCAUUCGAAUUUGAACCCAAAGUGGGCGUGGCCUAAAACUUUUUAUUAAAUGUAAACCAAACAUAACAUAUGCUCCAUAACGCAAUGAAAAGCACUAUGUGGUGGGAAAAUCCCCAUUGUCCUCUAUUAGAAAUGUGCAUAUAGCUCGUUUUAGAGACAGUUUUGCACUUCCACAUGAUAUUUUCUAACGAAGCUACUAUUUCCCAAAAUAUAAACAGAGCUGUAGCCGAAUUUAAGGUAAUUUAAUGUAAAAAUCUUAUUUGUAUGUAUGCUGAAUACCGUAUUUGUAUUCGGUCACAUCCCAAAUAAAAGAGAUCAGAACUACAGAUUGUUCUUGGUGUAAUUCAGAUAAAGAGUAGUACUCCAUGGGAACUGCACAUCCCUUCCUCAACACUCUCCUUGAGGUUUAUAGUUCCUCCCAUGACCUCUCAACGGUAAACGACCGACUCAGGGUAGUGUCUAAUUAGUGAGGUAUGAGUUCCCUUGCUGAGACCUUCAAAUUGAAGGUCCCUAAGAACUUCCAACAUCAAUCCAUACAGCAAAACUGUUGCUAUCUUCAAACAUGGCUUAAAACCAGUCUCCUCCUUGAGCGGUUUACUAACCCAUAAAAAAAUUAAAUAAAUUAAAAUCUUGUAUGGAAUAGUAGCACUAACUGUAUUGUCCUCUUCCUACUCUAUCACUUUUAUCACAUGUACUUCCUUCGGAUAAAAUUUUUUCCUAAACGAAUAAAUAUAAUUACUUUCCAAUUUUAUUUGGUAAACCAGUAUUCCAGCAUAAAGUGGAUACCGAAGAUGGAUAAAUGAGUUGGUAUGACUUGGUAUUAAGUUCUGUGCUAGUGAUAAGCCCGGAAGUGGUAAUUCUCACACUUGGUGUACAUGGAGGCCAGGGAUUGGUGGUCAGGACUGAUUAGCCGUGCUUCAUCCGUCCUGGAACAGAUGGUGCAGUCGGCUUACCUUCAGGCCUUGACAAACCCUCUUGAAAAACACCUCGUAUAUGCGACAGGAAGGACCACCAGAGGAUCCCCUCAGAUUCAGGUGAGAUUAAACUUAAAGCUUCAACAUGCAAAUUAGCUUCAGUGUGCUUUAUUGUGGUUUGUAAGACUUCUAUAGAAGAUAUCUAUAUAGUUUGGUUUGUCUUUUGCUGUAAUAUCGAUGCAUUUAUUUUUGAAUUGCCUAGUAUACAAGAUGAUGGAAACAUGUAACCGAAACAUGAGCUACAAAAGCUUGAUGAUGAUGAUGAUGAUGGCUCUGUUGCUGCUUUUUGCACAAUUGCUACAUGGUUCUGCUCUUCCUGCUGCAUCGUCAUACGAGUUCACAGCCUACAGGAUGCAGCAGUACAGACUGCAACAGGAAAAACAUGGUUGUCAAGGUGCCAUGGUUGUUGCGGAGGCACGCUCGCCAGACGACUCGAGUUUGACUCGCCGCUGCGUGAUCAUGAAGCUGUCUGAUUUUACAUUAGAUCGCUUUCUACAGGCUAAAAGGCAGAAUGCAGCAGCAGUGCUCAUACUGAUACCUCAGAACAUCUCCAAUAUAUCUGAAGAUGUCAUCCAGAGUUUCAUGGUUACAGAGUCUGAGGCCCUGAAGAUCGAAAUGCUCAUGCCUGUUUAUGUGGUUCCUGAGGAUGAGCAGCUUCUAUAUAUGUAUGAAGAAGUAAAGCAUGCCGCAGCCACAAAGUCUGCCUCCAUCUUGAUAAGAGUACUCCGCAGUAUGGUCACAACCACUGCUUUUCAGAUAUUGGUGAACAACAACUCCCCCAUCAAGGCUAUCACUGACAGCUCUAUCAUUACAUUAGAGGGUGUGCUUCCUGGAGUUGGAGAGGACCCAGCCACAAUUGUUAUCACUGCCCAUUAUGACUCUUUUGGCCUUGCUCCAUGGAUGUCAUAUGGUGCAGACUCGAAUGGCAGUGGUGUCACCAUACUGCUGGAACUGGCUCGACUCUUUCAUCGACUUUACAGUGAUCCUCGCAACAAGGCACCGUUUCACCUCCUUUUCUUUCUUACUGGUGGAGGAAAAUAUAAUUACAUUGGCACUAAACGCUGGCUGGCUGAAAACAUGGACCAUGCAGAAUCUAGUCUUCUACAUGAUAAUGUGGCCUUUGUUCUCUGCUUGGACUCUCUUGGUUCUGGUGAUGAACUCUUCCUCCAUGUAUCACGACCUCCAAAACCUGAGACACCUCAGUUUAGCUUCAUCAAGCAACUAGAAGACGUUAUCUCCUCCAGGUUUCCAUGGGUAAAGUUUGGAACCAUACACAAGAAGAUCAACCUGCAAGAGUCUGCUCUAGCAUGGGAGCAUGAGCGCUAUGGAAUGAGACACAUCCCAGGGUUCACUAUGUCUCAUCUGCAAGACCCCAGAUCAGAGCGUCGGGGCUCCAUUCUUGACACCAUGUCUCAGGUGGACGUCAGAAAGCUGAAACGGAACGUAGUCAUCGUUGCUGAGGCCUUGGUGAGGUACAUGUAUAAUCUGUCAGACAAGGGAUCUCCGAAAGAAUUGCAAGUGUUCAGAGGCAGUUUGGAAGUCCUGGACAGUCGUUUAUCUGCUCUGAUGACCAUGUUGACUACAGUGCCACGAGCCACUCAGCUGAUGGACACAGAACCACAACAGACUCUUCUCAUCGACAGCCUGGAGCAGGAGUUCAGGCGACACCUUCAACAGGUUUACAGACACACUUUCCGUCAGGACCACAGGGAUCCUGACAUUACGUUCUUCGAUCAAAUGAAGCAGCCAAUGAUGAUGUACAGGGUGAAACCGGCUGCGUUCGAUCUCUUCCUGGGUGGCUGUAUUGCGGGUUAUUUAGGAUUAGUGUACUAUGCAAUCCAGAACUUUGGAAACGUGUACGCAAGACUCAAAGCUGUCCUGAAGAACAAACUGCAGUGAGACACAUGGUGCGUUGAAGACGGGUUAAGAAAAUUUGCUUUUGAAAAUAAGGAGUGUUAAACAAUCCUACAAGACGUUACCACUUAUUGUACACUUGUUUUGUACUGUAUUUCACAUGGUUGUGUACUUUUAUAAUAAACAACAGUCUUUGUAGAUAACAUACUUGCAU